Molecule: messenger RNA, 1048 nt
Organism: Pisolithus orientalis
Lineage: Eukaryota; Fungi; Basidiomycota; Agaricomycetes; Boletales; Pisolithaceae
Product: O-methyltransferase-domain-containing protein
Exons: 6
Coding region: 300-1019 (239 amino acids)
Molecular function (GO): S-adenosylmethionine-dependent methyltransferase activity; O-methyltransferase activity
Source: RefSeq, a predicted model, not a curated record
UUACCGUGUUCAAGAUAGCAACGCCACGACGGCUGUGUUAUUACAGCACUAGUGCUAGGAGCACGCGUUGUAGAACUGAACUUUAUCUGAUACUAUUCACGCCAAGGGAGCAGACAACUUACAAGUCAAGGUUGUUCAAGUACAGUGCUGGGGCUAGACCGAGAGGGGCGUGAUGGAGGGAAUUCCAUCAGUGCAAGUAUGACUUUGGUUGGAUAAUCUGCCAACCGUUCGAACUCGACCCAAAAUUUCAUCUGGAUAAAUUGGAUACUAACCCAAUCAACCACUCGUACCUCAAAGAAAUGGCGUCGACCAUUGCCGAGAUCCCACGAGAAGUUCUAGAGACUUUCGCUAGAUCAGAUGAAUAUCACAAUUCCUUCUUGCUCCGUCCAGACGAGGGACUGGAGUAUGCGUCGGAGCACAUUAGAGAGAACGGACUUAUGCAUCAUAUGUCAGUUCCAGCUUCCCAGGGCGAGUUCUUGAAACUCGUGGUGCUCGCUAUCGGGGCGAAGAGAGUGCUCGAAGUGGGAACACUCGGAGGAUACUCGACAAUCUGGAUAGGUCAGGGGCUCCCAGAAGACGGGGAACUGAUCACACUCGAGAUAUCGGAAGUUAAUGCCAAGGUUGCGCGCGAGAAUUUAGCUAAAGCGGGAAUCCGCAAUGCCAGAGUGCUGGUUGGAAACGCCAACGAAACCCUCGCGGGUCUCCCAACAGAGGAGCCAUUCGACUUGAUUUUCGUAGACGCUGACAAGCAAAGCUACCCUAACUACUUCCUCGAAGCGAAACGCUUAGUCCGGACGCAUGGCGUCAUCAUCAUCGACAAUGUCGUGCAGAAAGGCCGGGUUGCUGAUAGGAGCUUUGCGCGCCCUCCCGCCAUCGGCGUAUAUCCUAACGACUCCACUGUCGACGGCGUUCGUACACUGUUGAAGUUGUUGAAAGAGGACAAGGAAGUGGAAGCGACAACGAUCGCAACAGCCAACGAGAAGGGUUACGACGGCUUCUUGUAUGCAAUCAAACUGUAGUAUCCUACAACUCGAAUAUGUAGUUCAGA